This is a messenger RNA of Closterium sp. NIES-65, 1227 nucleotides long. The record is from the annotation of a GenBank genome assembly. NCBI's taxonomy places the organism in Eukaryota, Viridiplantae, Streptophyta, Zygnematophyceae, Desmidiales, Closteriaceae.
AUGUACCUGGCCCGGACUAUGGCGCCGCGUCCGCAGGUGGUGGAGGCCUUUAGAGAUUGGGAUAGCUGUCUGGAAGAUUGCUUCAAGCAGCUUUUCCCACCUUGCACUUGGGAGCAGGACCCCGUCCGAUCAGGGCGAGCACGCAUGCAGCUGCAUCUCCCUGUGCGACCCGGGGGGUUUGGGAUCCGGAUGGCGGCCUCUUUGAGCCCGCUCUCCUAUGUUUGUGGCUGGGCGCAGGCAGCGCGGGAUGUUGCACAGUUGGGGGUGGCGGGCGAGGAGGUGAUGUUUGCAGAGUACCUCACCACAUCGGCGGGGGUGAAGUUUCUUGACCCGUGGUUUGCCAAGGCUGUUGAGCAGCUGCCUGCGACUAUACGCCAGGAGAUGCCGGACUUACCUCUGUGUGUAGCGACCCCUCCCCUUCGGCUUUCCCAGGCGCGGCAGCGACAGUUGGCUGUUGAGGAGCUCCAUGCACUGCGCCGCUCGGCUCGUGCCGAUUCCACCCUGGCCCGAUUCACAUCCCUUCAGGGCCCGGGGGCUGGUGCAUGGGUUUCGGCGGUUCCGGCUCACUCAUAUCUCACAUUAACUGCGGCUGAGUGGGGCAUUGCUACUGCAAUAUGGUUCGGGCUCCCAAUUCAGCAACUGAAGGUGGCGGGGAGGUGUGUGUGUGGCACAGCGUAUGUUGACCCAACAGACCCGCAUCAUGCCCUGAGAUGCAAGCACCAGCACGGUCCAUCUCGGGUGCAUGAUGAGGUGAAGUUUGCGAUGGCGAGGAUUUCUGAGGCGUCAGAGGGGGUGGUGAUGACGGAGGAUAGUGCGGUGCUGCCGGGGAAGCGAGUUGACGUAGCGGUGCGACGACCGAUGGCCGGGGAGGCUGACGCUCUGGAGAUCAGCGUCGCAGACCUUGUAUCGCUGUCUCCAUCCUUGCUAGGACAGUGCGGGCGUUCCAUAGUAGAGAUGUGGGGGUGUCUCGACGGACGCUUCCGGCGGUGGCUUCGACAGCAGGGGGAUGCGCACAUGGGGCUAGCUGUGUCACGGGGGGGCGUGUCGGAGGAUGACACUUCGUUUUCGACUUACCUUUUGGGGUCUCUGAAGGCGCUCAUCGGGGUGGCGUUGCAACAGGCGCAAGCUCGUGUGAUCCUGCUUCGGGCGGCGUCUUCCAUGGGGGGGAUGAAUGUGGAUUUGGUGGACCGGGAAAAGGACGAUCGAGGUGGAGGGCGGGGCUCUUAG